This is a messenger RNA of Panicum hallii, 1292 nucleotides long. Its product is annotated as suppressor protein SRP40-like. Lineage: Eukaryota; Viridiplantae; Streptophyta; Magnoliopsida; Poales; Poaceae. The record is from RefSeq and is a predicted model, not a curated record. The transcript has 2 exons. The coding region runs from base 1 to 1290 and encodes 429 amino acids.
AUGGAGCCCCAGCCCGGCUCGCCGGCGUCGCCGCCGUCCCCGGGCACGCCGCCGUCACCAGGCAGUGCCAAGGUGCCGACGCCGGACGAGCCAAUGGAGGAGGCCACCGAGCAGGAGCCGGGCAGGAAGUCGACCUCCUCGUCAUCCUCCUCGUCGUCGUCGUCCGAGUCAUCGGCCGAGAGCCCUCGCCAUGUCGACGUUGUCGAGCUCGGCGACACGUUGCUGCCAGCGCCGGAGGACGAACAAUUCGCUGUCGCUUCUUCCAUACAGAGCGCCGAGGGCAAACCGGACGGCUCGGCGACGGUGGGGGACGAGCAAGCCGAUCCUACCGUACAGGGCGCCAGGGGUAAACAGGACGACCGUGCGACGCUGGAGGACGAGCACGCCGCCGCCCCCGAACACAGCGCGGAGGUCAAACCGGACGACCGGGCGCUGCCGGAGGACGAACAGGCCGCCGCCCCCGCCGUGCGCGGCGCGGAGGUCAAACCGGACGACUGGGCGGCGUGGCCGGAGCCACCGCCCCCGGCCGUCGAGUACUCCUCCUCGUCGGACGGUAGCGCCGGCGCGGCACCAACGGGGCUGACGGAGGCGCCGCAGGUCCAGACGAUGGCCAAGCUCGAUGGCGCCGGGGCCGGGACCGGCGAGUUCGACCCGCAGAGGAUCCCGGCGUCCGUGUUCCAGACCAGGGCGUCCAUGUCGCAGGCCGAGUGGAGCAUGACGUCCAACGAGUCGCUGUUCAGCAUCCAGGGCGCCAGCGACGUCGGCGGGCCCUACGCCGGCAGCAGGUCGCACUUCGACUUCUUCUACGACGAGGCCAUGGCGGCCGCGGAGGCGGAGUCCAAGCUGCCGAGCGUCGCGGAGGGGAUGGAGUCGGCGGAGUUCGCGGCGCCGGGCAGCGCGAGCUCGCGCGCCAGCGGCGGGAGCGCCAACGCCAAGAAAGCCACCGUGUUCCGGCGGCACGACAGCGGCUCCGGGGGCAGCUCGAGCAACUUCUCCUUCGCCUUCCCGAUACUGGCACCGACGUCGCCGAAGAAGAAGGACCUCGCCGGCAGCGCGCUGUUCCAGGCGCUGGAGAAGGAGUACGACCAGCAGCCGCCGAAGCUGGAGGCCCCCGUGUCGGCCUUCGAGGAGAUGACGACGGAGGCGGAGCGGCGGCAGAACACGGGGUGCUGCUGCUGCGGUUGCUGCUGGUUCGAUUGCUCCUGGGCCACGUGCUGCGGCUGGUGGCGGUGUUGCGGCUCCUGCUCCUGCCCCAGCUUCUGCCGAUGCAGGUGGUGCCCCUGCUCCUGACA